Molecule: messenger RNA, 1333 nt
Organism: Bufo bufo (common toad)
Lineage: Eukaryota; Metazoa; Chordata; Amphibia; Anura; Bufonidae
Gene: AGMAT
Product: agmatinase
Molecular function (GO): metal ion binding; agmatinase activity
Source: RefSeq, a predicted model, not a curated record
AAAGAGGAGGAGAUCGCUGCUGCACCUUGAACUCGGAGACAAGUGUCUCAGCAUGGCUGAAGGAAUGGCCAUCUGCAGAGCAGCCAGCAGAGCCAUCUCCCAGGGGCCUGCUUUUGGCCCUUUCGCACCGUGCACCCAGAAAAUGCAUCUGCUAUCAUCUUCUCGUUCAUUUCUGGGGUCCCUGCUGGUCUGUGGGAGCAGAAAGCUCCAGUCCCCCCCUGAACGCAGGAUUUCAGACACAAGGUUUAACGCCCCUCUGAGUGCCGAAGAAGUGGCUCGACCAGUUGGAGUUUGCACUAUGCUACGCCUUCCCUACCAGGAGUCUGCGGAGGGCCUGAAUUUGGCCUUUAUUGGGGUCCCCCUGGAUACAGGCACCUCUAACCGACCUGGAGCAAGGUUUGGACCCCGCCACAUCAGAGCUGAAUCCUGCAUGGUGCGGACGUAUAAUGUCACCACUAGGGCGGCGCCAUACAACUCCCUCAUGGUGGCUGAUAUUGGAGAUGUCCACGUCAAUCUCUAUAACCUUAAGGACAGCUGCCAGAGGAUUCGAGAAGCCUACCAGAAGAUCAUGGUGGCUGGAUGUAUCCCGCUGACCCUGGGUGGAGACCACACCAUCACUUACCCCAUCCUGCAGGCUAUCGCUGAGAGACAUGGACCUGUUGGCCUGAUUCACGUGGACGCUCACACUGACACGGCGGAGCAGGCCCUGGGGGAGAAGAUCUAUCAUGGCACCCCAUUUAGGCGCUGUGUGGAUGAGGGUCUCUUGGACUGUAAGCGAGUUGUGCAGAUCGGGAUCCGCGGUUCUUCCUACAGCCCUGAGCCCUACAAAUUCUGCAGGGAGCAGGGUUUUCGGGUGGUGUUUGCUGAAGAUUGCUGGUCUAAGUCUCUGGUUCCCCUCAUGUCAGAAGUGAGACAGCAAAUGGGAGACAAACCGGUCUAUCUCAGUUUUGACAUUGAUGGGAUCGACCCUUCAUUUGCCCCUGGGACGGGAACCCCAGAGAUCGGCGGCCUGACCACACACCAGGCCCUGGAGAUCAUCCGAGGAAGCCGCGGCCUCAAUCUGGUGGGCUGUGACCUGGUGGAAGUGGCGCCCAUGUACGAUCUGUCAGGUAAUACUGCGCUGACGGCCGCCAACCUACUAUUUGAAAUGCUGUGCGUACUGCCAGGAGUCCAGUCCUACUGAAUACCAGCGGAUGAGCAGAAGGGGGCGCUGUGGCAGGCGCAGCACUAUGAAGUGCCUUUUGCGCUGUGGCAUUAGAAGAAUUUUGAUAUCUCUGACUUUUUGGUCUAACCAGACUGUCUAUUACUCUGUAAUUCCUCUAGCGCCGUUCUA